AUGUGGAAUCCCCUGCGCGAGAACGACUCAGCUGCAGGCCCCGGGCGCCGCCCGCGCUUGCUCUGCGCUGGGGCGCUGGUGCUGGCCUCUGGCCUCUUUAUCCUCGGCUUCCUCUUCGGAUGGUAUAUAAAAUCUUCCAACGAAGCUGCAAACAUUGUUCCACAGAAUGGUCUGAAGAAAGCAUUUUUGGAUGAAUUGAAAGCUGAAAACAUCAAAAAGUUCCUAUAUAAUUUUACACGGAUACCGCAUUUAGCAGGAACAGAACAAAACUUUGUGCUUGCAAAGCAAAUUCAAUCCCAGUGGAAAGAAUUUGGCCUGGAUUCUGUUGAGUUAGCCCAUUAUGAUGUCCUGUUGUCCUAUCCAAAUAAGACUCAUCCAAACUACAUCUCAAUAAUUGAUGAAGAUGGAAAUGAGAUUUUCAAUACAUCGUUAUUUGAACCACCUCCUCCUGGAUAUGAAAAUAUUUCAGAUGUUGUGCCACCUUUCAGUGCCUUUUCUCCACAAGGAAUGCCAGAGUGCUCUGGAAAGAUUGUGAUUGCCAGAUAUGGGAAAGUUUUCAGAGGAAAUAAGGUUAAAAACGCCCAGCUGGCAGGGGCCAAAGCCGUCAUUCUGUACUCAGACCCCGCAGACUAUUUUGCUCCUGGUGUACAGUCCUAUCCAGAUGGUUGGAAUCUUCCUGGAGGUGGUGUCCAGCGUGGAAAUAUCUUAAAUCUUAAUGGUGCAGGGGACCCUCUCACCCCUGGCUACCCAGCAAAUGAAUAUGCUUAUAGGCAUGAUAUUACAGAAGCUGUUGGUCUUCCAAAUAUUCCUGUUCAUCCAAUUGGAUACUAUGAUGCACAAAGACUCCUUGAGAAAGGAGAUGCCACUGAUUUUUCUGAAAGUGAAGUUGGUAAAGACCAAAAUAUCUGGCCAGUCUGUCAUUUUUCUUCUUUGAGUACAAAGCAUUCUUACUCCUUGUAUUCUAGUAUCUAUGAGAAAGCGUUUUAUGACCUAGCAUGCAAGGCCCUCAUUUAUAUAGGUGACCAGGCUGAUAUCUGGAGAUUUGGAGACAGAUAUGUCAUUCUUGGAGGUCACCGAGACUCAUGGGUCUUUGGGGGCAUUGACCCUCAGAGUGGAGCAGCUGUUGUUCAUGAAAUUUUGAGGAGCUUUGGAAAACUGAAAAAGGAAGGAAACUACACCUUAAGAGUUGAUUGUACACCACUGAUGUAUAGCUUGGUAUACAAUCUAACAAAAGAGACUACCUCAUGGCUUGAAUUAUGUUUUCUGAUGGAACUCAGCUUGACUAUCCUUGACCUAAUAUUAUUGAGGAUUAUGAAUGAUCAGCUGAUGUUUCUGGAACGGGCAUUCAUUGAUCCUUUAGGGUUACCAGACAGGCCUUUCUAUAGGCAUGUCAUCUAUGCUCCAAGCAGCCACAACAAGUAUGCAGGGGAAUCAUUCCCAGGAAUUUAUGAUGCUUUGUUUGAUAUUGAAAGCAAAGUGGACCCUUCCAAGGCCUGGGAAGAAGUGAAGAGACAGAUUUCUAUUGCAGCCUUCACCGUGCAGGCUGCAGCAGGGACUUUGAGAGAAGUAGCCUAA
Urocitellus parryii (Arctic ground squirrel) is the source of this 1575-nucleotide messenger RNA. The record is from RefSeq and is a predicted model, not a curated record. Lineage: Eukaryota; Metazoa; Chordata; Mammalia; Rodentia; Sciuridae.